AUCUUAUGUUUUGUUUGUUUGUGUCCAGAAAAUACAGACGCAGCAUACUUUCCAAAUUUUGGUUAUGUGGGUUGCUAUAACUAUACCAAUCAUAUGGAUAAAUUCAAACUAUUCAAUGCUACUCCAUAUGCCAAUGAAUCUGUGCACAGCUGCAUUCAAACUUGUCUAAAGGAAAGUAACAAAAAGUAUGCGGGGAUAAUGGCAGAUAAGCAGUGUUAUUGUGGUGACAAAUAUAAUCAAACAUUUGCCACAGCCGAAGAGGACUGCAAUUUUUCAUGUUCAGACAUUGACAAAUGUGAAGGAAACGGAAAAAUAUCAAUAUACAAUACAGACUAUGACGUUAAACCACUAUUCUCUAUUCCUGGAAAUAAUACGAAGUUUUUGGAAGUUUGGAACAGAAAAGUCACCAGGAAAUUUGGUAAUAUGUUUACUGGGUUCGUCAUGAGGAGUCCGGCAAUUGAUUGGUGGAAUCAAAACAAGACGUACCACAAACCAGAAUACGUUUCCCUGAUGGCAUUAAAUCUGCAAGGACAGCUUCUUUGGGCAAUAGAUUUCUUUACCAAUGAUACAAACGCAAAUAUUGAAAACUGGAUGACUAAGGAUCGUGUUCUGCCGAACGAGUUUAUCAAUUCAUCAUCAAAAGAGACGUUGGAUAUUACUAUCGACACAAGGAACAAUGAAAUUCGAAUAACUGAAUCCGAAAACGACUAUGUGUGGUUUCAUCGUGGAAAUGUAAACAACGACAGAGCGAUAGUAACUGUUGUUUCUCAAAAAAUGAAACCCCUACCGGACAAAAAAUAUCCAUCAAAAUUAAUUGAGGCUGCUAUACAAAAGGCAAAGGAAAUACCCAUAAACGAAUUACGAAUUAUUACACAUCACGAAGAGGAAAGCAACGAAAAGAUCCCUUUUGUUCUUACCCACAACCCAAGAAAUUACAACAUCUUUAAAACUGCCAAACAAUUUUCCCUAUUAUUCAACAAUCAGAAACAUUAA
Molecule: messenger RNA, 993 nt
Organism: Saccostrea cuccullata (small rock oyster)
Lineage: Eukaryota; Metazoa; Mollusca; Bivalvia; Ostreida; Ostreidae
Exons: 7
Coding region: 94-993 (299 amino acids)
Source: RefSeq, a predicted model, not a curated record